CCAAUCUCGUGUCUCUCGGCAGCACAACACAAUUUACCGCGGACAUAUUUCAGAGUAGUGUAUCUAUCAAUCUAUUAAAAUGGAAGUAACAUCGAUAAUACAAACAAUUUUACUAAUAUUGGGAAGUGUUGCGGUAUAUCAUAUUGUUUCAUUUUACAUUUAUAUACGGAGACUUCGGACUAUUUUCAAGGGAGCGAAGGGACCUGAGAAAUACCACUGGUUGCUUGGUAGUUAUGUUCAAUUCCCUGCUGAUGGCCACGAGCGGGCUCACUACUUCCUUGACGUUUGUAACAAAUAUGGGCGGGAUCAGGGUUACAUCUUACUGUGGGGGCUGUUGAAGAAACCAAUCGUGGUGGCCUGUAGUCCAAGAGUAAUGGGUAACAUUUGCAAAAGUAACGAACCAAAAUCAAAAGGACUGGUUGGUCUUUACCGUAUUGUACAACCGUGGCUAGGUGAUGGUUUGCUUGCAGCCAAUGGAGAAAAAUGGGCGCGAAAUAGACGUCUGCUAACUCCCGCCUUCCACUUUGAAAUUUUGAAGCCUUACACCAAAGUGUUCAACCAGUCAGCUGAUAUACUUGUUAAAAAGCUUUUGAUAAAAGCAGAAGAUGGUGAGAGGUUCGAAGUUUUCCAGCAUGUUUGUUUAUGCACCUUGGAGAUAAUAAUGAAAUGCGCAUUUUCAUACAGCAAAGAUAUACAGAACUCUGGGGAAAAUAAUCCAUACGUGAAAGCAGUGAAUAGAUUAACAGAUGGGUUAGUCUACAGAUUCAUGCAUCCAAUCACUUUGUUUGACUUCUAUUGGAAUCUAAGUAAAGUCGGACGGCAGUGCAAUAAGGACUGUAAAUUUGUUCACUCAGUAGCGGAGGAAAUUAUCGACAAGCGAAGGGAGGCAUUGGAGGAUUCGGAAGGUCCCCAAAACCGUCGCUACAUUGAUUUUUUGGAUAUUCUUCUGACAGCCCAGGAUGAGGAGGGUAACAAGCUCACAAGAUUGGAGAUCAGGAACGAAGUGGACACAUUCUUGUUUGAAGGUCAUGACACAACCGCCAGUGCAAUAUCAUGGAUAAUGUAUUCUCUGGCGGGAAAUCCCGAAUGCCAGCGGAAAUGUCAGGCGGAAAUUGACGAAAUACUCUGCGACAGGGAAAGUGAUGAUUUGGAAUGGUCAGAUCUAACUAAACUUGACUAUUUAACAAUGUGUAUCAAAGAAGGAAUGCGUCUUCAUUCCCCGGUACCAAUAGUGAGCCGGGACACCGCACACGAAUUUGAUCUCGGCGAUCGUGUUGCACCAAAAGGGACAAUUAUCCAGAUAAACAUUUGGGCAAUGAACCAUAUGGAAAAUGUAUGGGGUCCGGACCAUAUGGAGUUUAAACCAGAACGAUUCUCAAAGGAAAAUAUCGACAAGAUCGAACAUUUCCAGUAUGUGCCGUUUUCAGCUGGACCAAGGAACUGUAUUGGCCAGAAUUUUGCAAUGAACGAAGAAAAAGUUGUUUUGUCAAAGUUAUUAAGGAAUUUCACAUUUAGACUUGACCCGAACCAUGAAGUUAGGAAGAAUAUGUCUGCUGUUAUGAGAACGAAGGAUGGAAUUUACAUGUUUGCUGAAAAACGGAACAUCUAAGGGAGAAACUACAUGUUUGACAACGUUUCCAUUCAUGAGAAUGAAUUUUAAUUUUUUUAACUGGAAAUACAUAUCUCACAAUAUACCAACCGACAGGACAACGGAGUUACUUUGCUCUUGUUGAUUUCCUUCCCUCAAAGUUUUCAGCUAGUUUGUAAAUUCUUAAUAUUUUUGUGGCUUCAGAGGUUGAUCCUGAGCAUACACUAAAUUUCAAAGAGGUACUUUAAGUAAUUUUUAAGACAUUGGCUAAAUAAAAAGUUUUGUUGAGUAUAUAAUAAGAUAGUGCUGAAUCUUUUCUUUCGUUUCAAAUGUUACCGGGCAUCGAUCGGAUAAACUGGUAUGAUUUUAACAAGACCAUCCUUCAAAUAAAAAACCCCGAAGAAUUUGAAGUACGGUACCGUAAAAUACAGGUAUUUCGUGAACAAUGAUGCAUUUGCUCUUUUAUUGCUAUCCUUAAUUGCUUUUAAUUUGAUUAAAAUACAUUUUCACGUACUAUACCAUAACCAGAAAUUAGUGUUGCUAAUAAAGGAAUUUGAAAAUGAAAGUCCGAUUUUCAGUGAUUUUUUCACACGAAGUCGCGAACUAGCCUUAAUCUGGGGGAAUUUAGAAGUGAUGCACAGGCCUAGUGGUGUUGGCUGAUACACGCAAGGUAGUGGGUUUGAGUCAAAACGUGGUGGCGACAAUGCCUUCAGACAAACAGACGGACAAUCUGACACAUAUACAUGGUAAAAAAGAAUAAUGAACACAAUCUCCAAAUUUUAUUAUCUGUAAAAAAACACCUCAUGUACAUUUAA
Molecule: messenger RNA, 2403 nt
Organism: Mercenaria mercenaria
Lineage: Eukaryota; Metazoa; Mollusca; Bivalvia; Venerida; Veneridae
Product: cytochrome P450 4F1-like
Exons: 11
Coding region: 80-1609 (509 amino acids)
Molecular function (GO): iron ion binding; monooxygenase activity; oxidoreductase activity, acting on paired donors, with incorporation or reduction of molecular oxygen
Source: RefSeq, a predicted model, not a curated record